This is a messenger RNA of Musca domestica (house fly), 5702 nucleotides long. RefSeq lists its product as uncharacterized. Lineage: Eukaryota; Metazoa; Arthropoda; Insecta; Diptera; Muscidae. The record is from RefSeq and is a predicted model, not a curated record. The transcript is spliced from 6 exons. The coding region runs from base 217 to 4977 and encodes 1586 amino acids.
AUCAAAAGUUACAUACCCACUUCACCUUCUCCACAUCAAAAUAGACAGUGACUAUUUGUUGAGAGUUGAGAUCGCUUUUGAAUUUUCCUUUGAUAAAUAUUUUUGUGAAAAAUAAGUGAAACAUCGUUAAACUGGUUUUAAUGAUUUCAACUCUGGCCCGGACCACAACACAAAAAAAGAAACGAAAAAAAUUCACCAAGUCCUGCAAAUGAUCGAAUGGUGGUGAUUUUACUAUUGCCGCCAUACUCAACAAAUGGCUGUGAUGGAAGAAGUUCAAACGAAAGCAGUAGCCCCGCUACAACAGCAUCCACAACAUCGACCGGUGACACUGCCAUACCGGCGGCCAGCUAUGCAGCCGGCCACCAUCAACCAAAGAGCGGCCAAGAGGACGAACAUCAGCAUGGCACCGGAAAUGGAUCAUACUUCCACUAUCCACAAUACCACCACCAGGCAAACCAAACUGCCCCACCGUUACAAACAACAGGAACAACAACACUGCCGGAUGCAACACCAACCAUAUUCGAGUACAAUACCACACAACAUCCACACCAUCACCACCACCACCACCUCCACAACACAAGAAUAUCAGCAACACCAACUGACGAAGAGAGUAAUACUAGUCAUUAUCACUGUUUUCAGAGCCCAGGUUCAAUAUCACCACCCCCGCCACCACUACCCACAAGUAGACCACCGAGUUAUGUUCCUUUUGGCAGUGAUUGGCUGCCUCCGCCGCCGCCACCAUCACCAUCACCUCCAGAACCAAAGCUGUGCAAUGUGGUACCCAAACCACCACGUUAUCGGUCGCAGCAAACACUGGAAACCAUACCGGAACAUGUCUCCGAUCCAGUGUCCACCUCACCACCAGCCAAUGAGGAUGGCAGCGGGGACCCACCAGCCACAAAUAGCGCUUUCACAGGUUCGAUUCCAGUAUCGGGCAGCAGUUAUCACAAGAAGAGACGGAAACCACCAGCCUCACAACCGCAACCAAUCACCACCACCAACAAUGACCACAACAAACCGUCGUUCAAUGACUCUAAUUAUUUUACUAACACCACCACUAACUAUGUCCGACACGUAACCCGUGUUAAUUUCUAUGAUGUCGAUACUUCCCAGGUCGAGUACGAGUCAAGAGAUUACGAUGGCGAUGAUGGCGAGGCCGCUAACAAGGAUGACUGUGAUCUGGACGAUGAUAAUGAUUGUAAUAUAGAAGCUAUAACCAAAGAAGAAGAAUGGAUAACAAAACGAAAAACCGAACUUACCACAACACGUCAAAUCGAAACCCAUGUCAAGCGUUCGAUACGUUUUGAAGAUGGCAAAGUUAUUGAGGAUUCUGGUCCCAUUGUAUCGACAAAUACCACCGAGGAUACGGAUAAGCAAGAAACUGAAACGACAGAGAAACAUGAUUUGGGCCUGCCUGUUAAUAGCCUUAACAACGGUGGGGUGGAUGGCAAAAGCAAAGGUGCUCUACCACCUGGUAAUGGACCAAAUGGAGAACUGGCUGAAUUGGCAGGCAGCGGGGGGACACUGGUUAAAAGUCUAGUACCCCGACCGGCUGAUGGUCUGGUUAGAGAGAUCAAUGACAAACGUGUUGUGUCGCACGAAGAAACAAAGAACUACAUCGAAGUUGAGGAUGUGCAGCAUCGUGGUGACUUUUCCGAUGAGGCCUUUAUAAAAGCCGUUACCAGUGGUGUUGAGAACGUGGAAGAAGUCCUAUUUUCACCCGACAGCCAAAAGCAAUUGAUCCCAGCUGGGCCCCGAGUAAUUGCCGACAAGACGAAAUCCUUCAAGACCAUCGAUACAGAGGAUGUUGUUAAACGUUCCCUGGCCCAAGAGGAUGGUAAAAUCAUAACCGAACAAAAAAAGACCACAGAGCACGAGAUAAUUGUCGACAAGCAGUUGUCCGACGACGACGACGGAGCCAAAUCAACGGGCAGUCAGGAACGUAUUAAAACUAUUGAAACUAAUCAACGCUUCUUCAAACAACGUGACGAACAACAUGUGGAUCUGGUCAAGGAUGGAAAAGUGGUAGGCACCGAAAUGAAAUACGCCGCCGAAACCAUGCAAAUGGAUAAUGACGAUAUGUUGGAACGUCCUGACGAUUGGGAUAGUUUAUCAGAUCGUAUGCGAAAAAUGCGUAAACCCUACAAUAAAUCUGUAAUGCAGCACCCCAAGGCUGGUGCCAUAUUGAUGGAUCGCAAAGAUGCCUUGACCAAAAGGCCUUUGGAUUUUGACCGAGAAGAAGAGACUCGAAAAGGUGAAACAAUCAAAUGGCUGGAAUCACAUUUUGGCAGUGAGUCCACGGCAUCAAAUGACUCUCGUGAGGAUGAAGUGGAUGUCAUUGAACCCACCAAACGUACAUAUUUCAAUGUAACCAUCAAAUCGAAUCAAAAUCAAACUGCACCCACCAACCCAACCUAUGAGUCGGGCGACAAAAAGGUAUUUGCCAAACGCAGCGUAGAAUCCAUGAAUGGCGGUGUUGCCACCACCAAUGGAGCCAAAUACUAUCAGGGCAUAUCGAAUUGGAGCAAUCGCAAAGAGACCACAGCACCCGCCACAACGCCCGCCAAUCAUUUCGCCUCGAAAGCUUUUCGUGAUGAUCUCCAUGCCUCCAUCGAACGAAGUCAGUUGAGAAAAACUAGCGCCGUUUAUGCCUCCAAGGAUAAUUUGAAUUCCGACAAUGCGCCAUAUGUCAAGUCGAACCCCAGCGACAGUUAUGUCAGUCGCGAAGAUAUUCUCCAACAAAAACGUCAAAGUCUGUCCUCACAAUUUCUGGCUCGAUCAAGACAAAAUUCCCGCGAUCGACUAGAUGACGUCGAUAGAAUUGCCGCCCCAGCAUCGUUUGCAGAUGACGAUGAUCGCUACAUUAGUGGAUCGCGUACAGACCUUCAUUAUGGUUUGAAUGUCAAGGAAAAGGAAAAACGUAGCUACACUCGAGCCGAGGUUAUGGAUGAACCCGACUCACCGGCACCACCUCGAAAGGCCUCCUAUGUGGAGGAACGAGCUAAGAGUUAUGAACGAACCUUUGUAGAAAACAAUCGUUACAAUUCAUUGCAGCGUUCGGACAAAGGCACGCCGCAACGGGAAAUUACCACCUUGGAAAGACCUGUAGUGCCUCAAAGGCGACGUAAUGGCGAAAAGAAACUAAGGCAGCAACAUGAGCCGGUCAUGAUUGAUCUAAAGACACCCAUAGCAAUCAAUGUGCCACCACCCGACUAUUCACCACCACCACGCAGUCGUUCAUCUUCGCCACCACAUGAUGACUUCCACAAGGUACGAGCCAAAUCCUAUCCACAUCAGCUAUACCCGAACUCGUCCAGCCAAGAACAGAUGUCGGCUCGAGAGACCAGCACUUUAUUGAGGAAACAAAAUCAGAGAACAAGAUUUGCUCGCAAUACUCCAUCACCACCACCCAGUGCAGGCAUGCAUCAUCACCACCCACAUCAUCAGAGUCAGACGCUGAGACCCAGCAUGCAGACCACUCAGACCCAGACGACACCUUCAACCAUCUCCACAUCCACAGUGCAAUCGCAUCGUUCCAGCAAAGUGGGUAGUGCUAUUGGAAACUCUUUGCGUAAACUUGUGGGCAAACUGAGAUCGGCUAGUGUUGAGCGCAAGCUGCGCAUGAAAUCAAAGUCCAAGUCACGGGAUCAUUCCCCUGCCCCACCACCGGCAACAUCGGUAGGCCAAAACCAGCGGAAUGUUACCACAUAUCAGCAAUAUAAUGUCAUCGAUGGGCACAUAGGCGGCGGAGGAGGUAAUAAUCAUCACAAUACCACUUCGCAUGAAGAGUCCGAGGACGAACUUUCCACCCAUCAACGAAUCCAAUACCAGGCAAGCAAGACGGGCGACAGUGUCUACAGCAAUGCCAGUGUUGAUCGUCGUGCCAUGCUGCACUCCACUUCCUCGCAUCCGGUGGUGGGUAACAGCCACCGUGACAAUUAUCGCCGACAGGAGAGUCUUGUCAGCCCCAAGCAGCGCUACUAUUUGGGAGAGGACCCCUACUCAAGUACUCUCUAUGGCAAGGAGAAUGUCCAGGACAAUGGCAAAGUGCAGCGUAACGGGGGCACCACCACCAUUCACUACAAUGGUCGGGACAACAACAAUUCGACAUCCACCCAUACCCUUGGCCGAUAUCAAAAGGGAAAUUCUCGUUUUAGUGGAUCAACACCGAAUUUAAAUACCGGUUAUCGUAGUACCCAAACUCUGCCGCGGAAAUUAAAUGAUCAGCAACCAACAAUCCACCAAUACGAGACUCAGACCAUGAACAUCUCACGAUCCAAUGUGACGGGGAAGGUACAGAGCAAAUUGCGUCAGCAGCAGCAGCAACAACAACAGGCCGAACAACGCAUUGCAUAUCAACCGAUUGGACCGAACACGGGACCCCUCAAACCAGCCAGGACCUAUGCAAAGUCCUUGAAUCGCAGCAAAAGUUUCAGUGUUCAUGCAAUGAAUGGCAGCAACGAUCCUAGUCCCAUUUACAUGGAAAAGCUAAACGGCAACAACAGCAACAACUACCACAACAAUCUUCAAUCUAGCCAUGCAUACAAGUCAAAUCCUCAUCUCUACUCUAGCUCAAAGGAAAACGGUGCGCAGCAAACACCGCUCAAGAGUCCGUCGAUAGUCAAUCUGAUCAGCAGAAGUCAGCGUGACUUAACGAAGAUCGGCACAAAUGAAGACGAGUCUGAUACUUAUGGAGAGCGCCAAGGCUAUACGAACAACCGCAAAUACUAUGACGAAAGAAAGGCCACACCGCCUUAUCGGUCGGGAUCGUCACACAUUGAGGAUGAAUAUAAAUAUCGGGCACCGGGUCACUAUCAUCUGCAACAGAAACACUCGUUGGAUUCACGCGGCUCGGUGGAGAUUAACAAGGAUACUGCCAGCAUUAUAAGGCACGAAGAAUAUGUGCGGUCGAAGCGGGCACCACCACCUGCUGGUUCGACAAUUAUUAAAGUACGCAAUAUGGACUAUCGGAAAUAGCAUCAGCGUCGUCAUUGUCGUCCCCCUCAACAUCGCAUCUAAACUCAUUCCAUUAUCACUCAGUCACCUAUCCAUCAGCCAUCCAUCCAUUCGGCGGCUUUAGUUUCAUUUGACUGGUCAGCAAAUAAAAAUCCAAAGCCAUCAUCAAAAACAGCAUCAUCAUCAGCAACAUCGGAAUCAGAAUCAGAAAGUAUAUGUUAUCUGUAGACUAUAUUUUUAAUCUACUACUAAAAAUUAGUUUAUUUAUAUGCACGCACGCAUGCGCACUCACACACACACCACCCACUCACACACACUCACUCACUUAUAAAUCAAUUAAUGUAUAACAAAAUUGAAUGACGUUAAACCCCCCUUGGUAUUACCCAGACCCCUACAAGUAUUUUCAAUGUACUUAAUUAGAAAUGUGACCACCUAGAGAUCCUCACAAACCCUAGACGUCCUCACAUCCCUCCCGCCUUUCUAAAAUUUACAUUUAUUAAUGUUGUUUAUAGUGAAUUGAAAAAGAAAAACAAUUUAAUAAUCAAUAAUAUUCCACUAAUAAUUAAUUAAUUAUUGUAAACAUUUGUUAAUUAACAUAAUUUAGUUCAGUACUUACUACCUACCUUAAAAAUAUUAAAACAAGAGAAAAAUAAUUAUAUUAAUCUUGAUAAUAAUGAUAAUGUUACCAACAUUCAUAAAAUGGUUAUCAAAUGCAAUAAAGUGCCAAAAUUUAAUAACUGUUAAAA